AUGUUACCUCCGUGUCUCCCCCUUCUUAUUUUCCCUUUUCUUUGUUCUUGGGUUGUGUAUGAGAACCCCCAUUUUGCACGUCUGGAAGAAAAUUGGCCUCCAAUUCGCAAAAAUGACGAUUUUAUAAAAAAGGAGGAAUUUGCUCCAUAUAGUUCACCUUUCUCCAAAAAUCUUCGAAUAUAUAGACAAAGUAACCCCAAUUCUUUAUUAUACUACAUGUAUAUUUCAAUGUGUAUUCUUUUAUACUAUGGCAUAACUUGCAUUAUUAAAAUGAACCCCUUAAAAAAGAGAGAACUUCGCAGAUACCAUGACUCGUCAUACAUCCAUUUUGAGGAUAUUAAAAAAAAUGAAACGUGUGCAAACUCACUCAAAGAUAAAAAUUACGACCAGACGAUCAAUAUUCUCUAUCAAAUUGUAAAUACAAAUUCUGCAAACAUAGAAAAUGCAAAUAAUUCUAACAUAACCGACCAUAUUGUUUCUCACGAAGGGGGCGAAUAUAAUCCAAACAUAACCAACGAUAAUUUUGCAAAAAUAGAUGACCAUACAUUUUCAAAUUUUCAGGGAGAUAGCCCCUCCAAUUUUGAAAUAGAAAAAUUUACACAUAAAAUAAAACACAAAUUUGGGAAAUUUCCAAAAUUGAAGUUUCCAAAAUUGAAAUUUCCAAGACAGACUAAAUUCAAAUUUUCUAAGAUAAUUACACCUAGUCAAGGUAACAUAGGUAGCAAAACCCGUCCCAACGUAACCACCGGAAUGUUAUUUAAUCUGAUGAAAAAGAGGUCCUCCACUUUUCAAUCUGAAAAAUCGCCAAACACAAUAAUGAAGAACUCUGCAAGCGUAGCAGCAGGUAAAUCACCUAACGGUGCUACAAAGAAAGAGACCAUGGUAAUAUUCAAAGGGAUUCCCAAGUUACCAAACAACGAAUCUACAGAACAGACAAAAAAAAAAACUCUGGCGGAAAGAGCCAAGGAAAAAGGGACACCUGACAUAGACAAAGUGGAACCGGCUCCAAGGUCCCACUUCCAAAAUUUUAUGGACCAUACAUUAUCCUUCUUGACUGCAAAAAUACACUCACAAAUGUAUACAAUGAAGAAAAAAUUAUUACCAUCCAAAAUCCAGCCAUCUGAAGGAGAAGAAAAAGAAGGUGAAGGAGAAGAUGAGUUGGAAAAAUCCAAGAGAGAAGAACACUACUCGGAGGAAUGGAAAAUACAACAAUUUCAAAAUUGGAAAAAUAAUUUAGACAAAGAAUACAAUGCCUGGAAAGUUUCAUUAACAAGUGAUAACAACCAGUGGAUCCUCGAGAAAAAUGUAGUAUUUGAAAAUAUACUGAAUAAAAUAAAGGAAAGAUGGAUAUCAUGGAAUAUAUAUACUCUGGAAGAAAUUAAUGAGGGCAUAAUUAGAUUAAAAGAUUUGGAAAGUGAAGAACAGUGGAGUCAUUGGUUAGACACAAAUUGGAAACCUUAUAAUAAGCAAACCUGGAUUGACCUCAUAGAUUCGUAUGAAAAAUUGUAUUAUCAUUGGUUACGUACUCAAUGGAAUAAAUGGAAAUCGAGAAAAAUGACAGAAUGGGUAUCACAAGAAUGGAAAGUUCACGAAGACGAAAAGUGGGAACAAUGGGAAAGGCGGAAAUGGGCAAAAUAUUUUCAACGCAAAGAGAAAGGCGAAUGGAUCAAAUGGAUUACAAGAAAUGAAUUGGAAAUAACCGUGAUAAGGAAGUGGCUGAAGGAAAAAGAAAAUAUGCAUUUCGAAGGCGAAGGAUGGUUAAAUUGGGAUAAGUGGAAGCAGGAGAAGUUUGAAAAUCUGGACGAAUAUUUGGACUCGCUCAAAAAUAAAUGGCUCGCUGGGAAGGAGUGGAUGAUCUUGACGAAUGCGUCAAAGGAGCGGGAACAGGCUGCAGAGCGGCCUGAGCCAGGGGGAAAAAAAAUGCCCGUAAAAAAUGCACAGCAAAAUAGUGAUAAAACGAACGAACAAAGUGACCGCCCAACUGACAAGCAUACUGACCAACAGUAUUUGGAAAGUUAA
Molecule: messenger RNA, 2019 nt
Organism: Plasmodium knowlesi strain H
Lineage: Eukaryota; Apicomplexa; Aconoidasida; Haemosporida; Plasmodiidae
Product: tryptophan-rich antigen
Exons: 3
Coding region: 1-2019 (672 amino acids)
Source: RefSeq, a predicted model, not a curated record